AUGUCAUUUCAAGAAUCAAAAUAUUAAUAAGAAUAAAACUAAAACUAUCUUCAAGCUGAAGAAUUGUAUUCGGCUAGUUAAGUAAAUUAUUUGAAUUUAUAGAUUAGGUUAAACUUAAAGAUUAAAAGAUUCAGGAGGCCUUAAAAUUGAUUAAUGAUGCUUUGAUUCUCUAUCCUUAAAAUUCAAAAGCUUUAGCACUAAGAGGUUAUUGUAAUCAUAAUUACUUUAGGAUAAUUAUUUUUAAAAAAUUAUCUGUAUGAUCAAGCUUUAGAGGAUUUAAAUUAGGCUGUUCAAUUAGAACCUUAAAAUGAAGAAAUUCUUUAUUAUAGAGGUAAAAUAUGAUUUAAUUUAUUAUUAGCAACUGUAUUUUUUAGAAAGAGAAUGUUAAUAGAAGCAUUGACAGAUUGUGAAAAUGCAAUAAAGAUUAAUCCUAAAUAUGCAAUGCCAUAUAUGAGAAUAGGUAAAGAAACUUUAAAUAUAUUUAGGAAGUAUUAAAGCUGCAAUGGGAAAUUAAGACGAAGCAUUAUAAUACUAUAAUAAGGCAAUAGAAGUAGACGAAAAUUGUUGUUCAGCAUAUAUUAACAGAGGUUAUUAAUAACUAAUAUUGAAAAGGAGUUCUUUCUGAUGAAAUGGGAAAUAAAGAGUAGGCUCUCUUCGAUUAUAACAAAGCUAUUGAAUUAGAUCCUAAUGAUGCAAAAUCUUAUUGCAACAGAGGUAAUUAUUAUAUUUUAUUGAGAGGAAUUCUAUAAAAAGAACUUGGAAAAAUAGACUAAGCCUUAUUAGAUUAUAAUAAAGCUAUUUAAUUAGAUCCUAAUGAUGCUAACUCUUAUAAUACUAGAGGUAAUCAAUUUGAAAAUUUGAAUAGGUGCCCUUUAUAAACAGAUCGGAAAUAAAUAAUAAGCACUUUUGGAUUAUAACAAAGCAAUAGAAUUGGAUUCUACUGACUCUAACGUUUAUAAUAACAGAGGUAAUCAUUUUUGUAUUAUAUUCAUUAGGAAACCUAUAUAAAGAAAAUAAUUAAAAUGACUUAGCAGUUUCUGAUUAUCUUUAAGCAUUAAAUUUUUAAUCUGAUAAUCCACUUAUACUAGCCAAUUUAGGAGAUCUUUAUUAUUCAGAAUAAAAUUACAUUCUUUCAGCGGAUUAUUAUAAACAAGCACUUGCUUCUUUAGAUUUAAUUACUCCACAAAAGCAAAUAAAUUGGAGUUUAUCAGAAGGAAAUAUUUUAUUCAUAAAAGAAAAAAUCAAAGUUCUUUUAGAAAUUUAAAAUGAUAUUGCUUAAUUAAGAUAAUAGCUUUCAACAAUAACAACUAAAUUUGAUUCAGAUUAAUAAAGUGUAUUUGAAGUAUAAGAGAACAUAAGUAAUAUUGAGAGAAAACUUACAAAAUAAUUGAAACCAUUUACAGAAUCAACAAUUCAAGAAGAAAAUCAAUAAUAGUUAAAU
Paramecium primaurelia is the source of this 1441-nucleotide messenger RNA. NCBI's taxonomy places the organism in Eukaryota, Ciliophora, Oligohymenophorea, Peniculida, Parameciidae. The record is from the annotation of a GenBank genome assembly.